Molecule: messenger RNA, 1042 nt
Organism: Aspergillus versicolor CBS 583.65
Lineage: Eukaryota; Fungi; Ascomycota; Eurotiomycetes; Eurotiales; Aspergillaceae
Product: FAD synthase
Exons: 2
Coding region: 97-906 (269 amino acids)
Biological process (GO): FAD biosynthetic process
Molecular function (GO): FMN adenylyltransferase activity
Source: RefSeq, a predicted model, not a curated record
UGGUCACGACUAGUUCCGUAGUUAAACGUCGCCGCUCCUCCUGUAGCAUCUAUCGACCCUGUUCCCAACCUUUCCCCACCCACAACCGCCGACGCGAUGUCAUCUGCAGCCGAAUCACAACCACCGCAUUCAUACCUCCCACAGUCAAUACCAUCGCACCACGCAACGUCCCUCACCUCUGUAAUAACAUCCUGUCAUACGCGACUGCAAGCGUUUCUCGCCGAAUCCCACGAGCCCAAUUCCCUCCUCACCCGCGUCCAGAACCAAACCCGCACCUCCCUCAACAUCAUCGACGACGCACUCCAAAAAUACUCCCUCGACGAAAUCGCCCUCUCCUACAAUGGCGGGAAAGACUGUCUCGUAUUACUCAUUCUUUUCCUCGCCGCGCUCAACUCAAAGCUCCCAAUCGACGAAACAAAGCGCCAAUCAAUCCCCGCAAUGUACGUCGCCGAGGCCGACCCGUUCACGGAAAUGGAGGAUUUCGUCAACUGGUCAAAACAGAUCUACCAUUUAGAUUUGGUAAGAUAUACGAAGAAUGCACAGACAACCCUUAAAUCGGGGUUUGAGGACUACCUGGACAAGAACCCCUCGGUGAAGGCUAUCUUUGUCGGCAUGAGGCGGACGGACCCGCAUGGCACCAACUUGACAAACUUCGACCCCACGGACAGCGGCUGGCCCGAUUUUAUGCGAAUUCAUCCCGUUGUUGACUGGCGUUACGCUGAAAUCUGGGCGUUCCUUCGCCAUCUGCAACUGGAGUACUGUUCCCUCUAUGAUAAGGGUUAUACGAGCCUGGGCGGGCUGUCAAAUACGCAUCCAAACCCAAGUCUAUGGGAUCCGGUGAAGGAGGAAUAUGGGCCUGCGUACGAACUUAUAGACGACCAUUUGGAGCGGUCAGGCCGCUAUUGAGACAUCACAUCGACGAUGGAUUUUUCGUUUAGAGAUAAGGCAUUUGUUAUAUUGCUCAGACACCCCUGCUGUUCACGUCAAUCGUGACCGAUUCAUAGACAUCAUACAGUUGGCGUUAUGUUCAACAUUUUUCACU